UUUGAUGUCUAAACGUAAACACAACAAAAAACAAAGCAGAGAACGCACUGGGCGGAUUUACGAUUUCGCGCGAAAGGAUAGGACGAAUUUAGACGAAUUCUCAAGGAUGCAAAGAAGGGCGAAGAAGAAAGGCAAAUCGCAGCAACCUUCCUCAUCCAUCGCCGAGCACGCGGAAUCGCCAACGGAUCAGGAUGUGGAGGAGGGCAAGGACUUCGGCACCCUCAUAAACGCGCCGCUCUCGAAAGGUGGACAUUUCGUCUUCAAGUCAGAAAAAGCCUGGACCGUCGACUCGUCGCAAUAUUCAGAAUUCUUCACUUUGAACCUGAAAGCGCUAUCGGCCGCGAUCGACUGCGUUCCGUUCAACGAGUACGUUGAUGUGGCUGACAAGUACUUUGUAAGCGAUCAAUUGACGAAUAUCUUCAAUGACGCUGAGAGAGGCAAGACGGCUUAUAACAUGAUUUUAAAUACUCUAAAUGCAUCGAGUUUAUCAGACACCAAAGUUGAGACCAAAGAGAACACGAGGACCGAUCAAUUGAAAACUGUGGAUUUGGCGACGAAUGUAAAACCUGAAGACAGUAUCGAUGACUUAGAGGAAGAUCUAGAUUUUUUGUUAUCCCUAAAGGAACCUGUCCAAAGCACUGUAAUAGGAAUCCCACAGCCUGUAAUAGGAAUCUCAUUAUCUAUGUCUCAUAACACUGAUUCCAAAACAAAAUCGAAGAGUGUUCCAAAUAAGCCUAUUGAUUUAGAAAAAUGGUUAGAUACUGUUUUAGGGGAUUAAUUCUUUUUUUUUUGUACACUGUUACAAUACGUUAGUAUAUAUAAACAAAAAUUUAAGACUGAAA
Molecule: messenger RNA, 842 nt
Organism: Mycetomoellerius zeteki
Lineage: Eukaryota; Metazoa; Arthropoda; Insecta; Hymenoptera; Formicidae
Product: Apoptosis and caspase activation inhibitor
Exons: 3
Coding region: 5-778 (257 amino acids)
Biological process (GO): negative regulation of G2/M transition of mitotic cell cycle
Source: RefSeq, a predicted model, not a curated record